UCUGCUAUACUAAAUGUUAUUUUAAUUAUUUUGUUUUAGGAUGAGUGGGAAAGAACACCAAUUGGUGCCAAUGUAAUCCCCAAUAUGAUUGUACCAGUAGUAAAUCCAAGGGACAGUAUUGUCUUAGAAAGAGAUGAAUUGCAGAAAAAAUAUUCAAAUUGUAUAGUUGCUAAAGAAAGUACUGCAAAAGAACCGCUAUCGGUAAAAUUUGAAAAUGAAGUACUUAAAUACCAUUACUCUAAACUUCAAGGACAACUCGAUAAAAAAAAAAUUUUAAUUCAAGAAUUAAAAAAUAAACGAUAUUGUGCAAAUCGACAAGUUGUAGAGUUAAACAAUAAAAUAAAAGAGGACGAAAGAAUAGCUCAUGCUAAAUAUUUAGAGUUGUUGAAUAAAUCUGGAGGUGAUAAACAUAGGUUAGGACUUGAAAUAAGGUCUCUUAAGGAUGAAAUUAAAAUUAUCAACAUUAAUUUAAGUACAAGUAAAUCAAUCGUUAAUGAAUUGAGAUCGGCUAUUGAAGUUCUGACUUAUGAUAGUUCAAUUUUAAAUAAAAGUAACAAAAUAGGCAUCAAAGCGAUUGCUGAAAAUGAAGAUCUGAAAAGUGAAUUGAGUCAAAUAAAAUUAAAAUUAGAACCUUAUAUUACGAUGUACCAAAAAUAUUUUAAAGAAAAUGAUCGUUUGAUAAAAGAUUAUCAAUCCUUAAACGAACAAUUUAAUUACGAACGGAAAAAUAGUUCUGCUAAAAUCUUCGAAUAUCAAAAAAUUAUAAACGAAGACAAACACGAAAUAAAUAAUCUAAAGGUCAAACUUAAAAGGUGUGAGAAAAUAAUGGAGAACACUAACUGCAGUAUACAAGAAACGAAAAUGGCCAAGAUCAUAGAAUCGAUGUCAUCGAAAAUGUUGAUAAACGAACGAGAAUUGAAGUAUAAUAGUUAUUAUGAAUAUGUAUGAUAAUUUUUAAGGU
Molecule: messenger RNA, 961 nt
Organism: Sipha flava (yellow sugarcane aphid)
Lineage: Eukaryota; Metazoa; Arthropoda; Insecta; Hemiptera; Aphididae
Exons: 6
Coding region: 85-948 (287 amino acids)
Source: RefSeq, a predicted model, not a curated record